AUGCAGAAUGGCAGUAAUUUGCCCAUCGGCGAGGAGAGAGAGUGCCAUUCUCAUGUGAUCUACAAUAUUGCUGAUUGCAUCCGACAGGAUGUGACCAGUAGCUUGGUGGUUGAGCCUCUGAUCCAAAUGCUUAAACCAGAGCUAGAGAAAUGGUUCCGGAAUGCCAGCAAGCUGCGUGGGAACAGGAGCACAGAGCUACAGCAGUUUGAGGAUGUUGCCAGGGUUUUGGGACCACUGGCGGAAAACAGAGCCCUAAUCGGCGGCUGUGAAUUAUACUCCUUCGAACGGCUGGAAAAUGACACACACCACACUCUGCUAGAACUCUACGAAAACGCCUCCCAUAGCGGCAAAGCGGGGACACCUUGUCCAUAUGGGUACGUCUACAAGUACACAUCUUUUCAAUACCAGGGCGGUAUCGUGCAGGAGUGGGAUCUGGUUUGUGAUAAGGCUUGGCAAGUGCCUCUUAACGAGAGUGCAUAUAUGGCUGGCAUGCUGAUGGGCUACAUUUGUGGGGGCUGGCUCAGUGAUCGGAUUGGACGAAGGCGAACUAUGCUCUAUUCUGGUCUGAUCGAGAUUGCCCUUAAUGUGGCUAUCUGCUUCUGCCCAAAUCACUUAACUUACAUCAUUCUGCGUUUUCUGGUCUCCACCUUCUUCACGACUCGAACUUCGGCCUUUAUUGUGCUUCUGACUGAAAUUACCACCGCCAAGUAUCGAUCAAUCUUGUCAGCAAUUGGUACUAUUCUUCAGUUGAGCAUACAACGCGUGCUGCUGGGAGUCUCAGCCCGUUAUUUCACUAACUGGCGUGUGCUAUAUGCCGUAAGCCUGGCGCCCAACGCUCUGGUUCUGUUCAGUCCCCUUUGUUUACCUGAAUCGCCAAAGUGGCUAGCAGCACAGAAGUCGUAUCGCCCUGUUGGUGAAGUUCUAUACUCUGCCUACCAAUGGAACCGUAGAUUCCGAAACGCCUGUUGUCUGGGUUCCAAACCGGAGCCUGUCAUGAAAAAAGAAGAGUUUCUGGACAGACUGGGCAUCAGCGCUCCUUCUAACGAUGCUGCCUCGCGUUUAACUCCAUCUGGAGAAGAACCAGGAGGGAAAACCGACUUCUCGAUCCUUCACCUCUUUCACCGAGGCCUUCGAGGAACCACCAUCCUCACCACCGCUCUCCUGACCUGUCAGAUUACCACCAUGUUUGGCAUAACUUUCUACGCUAGUCAUAUCAGGCAGCACGUCUCCAUGGUCGUCAUUAUCAACGCUCUAGCAAACAUCCCGGGUGCUCUGCUUGCUGCUGCCCUCUAUCGAUUUUUUCGCUACCGCAAGAAACCCCUGGCCGCAGUGUUUUUCAUCACAGUCCUCUUCCUCUGCGCCGCUGCUGUGCACACACUUCUGUUGCAGCCAAAGAGCGAUCACCUCCUCAACAUCCUCACGAACAUCUCCAUCUUCUUUUUUUCCGCCGCGCAAAGAAUGAUCUUUGUCUAUGUACCGGAGUUGUUUCAGCCGCUGUACCGAAACCGUGGCUUCGGGAUCGCGGCUGGGUUGAGUCGAAUUGGAGCACUCUCGUUCCCGCUAAUUAAUCGUCUGGACACAACUGUUCUGCAUGGCCUUCCGCUGGCUGUGUACGCGACUCUCACAGCCUGCCAACUUCUAAUACUCUUCUUUGUGGAGGAUACCAACGGUGAAGGGGUCGUAGUGACCGUUCAAUCUCCGUCUCCAGAUGAUCCAAUUACGGUCCUCGAGGUGACACCUUUGGAAGCGGGGGUUUCUGCAGCGACCGAUCAGAACGUUGGACAGAAGAAGCAGUCCUUGCCAAAAUGA
This is a messenger RNA of Dibothriocephalus latus, 1809 nucleotides long. NCBI's taxonomy places the organism in Eukaryota, Metazoa, Platyhelminthes, Cestoda, Diphyllobothriidea, Diphyllobothriidae. The record is from the annotation of a GenBank genome assembly.